AUGUCCAGAAUUAUGGAUGACAAUAAAUUAGAACAACCAUUUUUUAUUCAUCAUUUUUAUACUGGGCCGGUAACAAGUUUAUGUUUUCAUAAUAAUGAAAUAUUAUUAUCAGGCCAAGGUCCAUAUUUAAAAGUAUUUUAUGUUCCAACCGGUGAAUUAUUAAUUAAUUUUGAAGUUUUAAAAUAUUUUAGAAUUCAUAAAAUUAAACCAGUAAAACAUACAAAAAAAAUUAUUGGGCUCAUUCAAAGAUCAAUAACUCAAGAACAAAGAUUAUUUGCAAUUUGUGGAUCAAAAACAAUUCAAAUUAUUGAAGUUAAUUUUUUUUAUAAUUCGGAUAACCCACCAGAAUGUAAAAUAUCACUUAUAUCCAAAUUGUCACCAUUAAAAGAUUGGAUUCAUGAUAUUCAAUGGUUAUAUGAUGAAAAUGAUGAAAAUGAUGAAAAUAAUUUUAAAAAUCCAACAGAAUUAGCAAUGGCCUUUGCUCAUAAUUUUGUAGAAAUAUUUGAUUAUCAAACCAAAAUUUGUUUGUAUUCUGUUAAAUGCGAGGAAACUUCAAUUAUAUAUUCUGCAAGAUUUUUUGGUGAUACUAAAAAUGAUUUGAUUUUGGCUUCUGGUACUGUCUUCAAUCAAAUUCUUUUAUGGAAAAUGAUGGGUGAUAAAAACAAAAAUGGAGAUUCUUCCAUAUUCAAAAGACUUAUUGGCCAUGAAGUAAGUAAGAUAUUGAAGAAACUAAAAAGAAUAUCCUAUAAUAAAAUGAAUGAUAGAACUAUUCGUAUAUGGAAAACCGCAAAGGAUGAUAAUAAUCCUCCAUUGGUUCUUUAUGGUCAUAUGGCACGUGUAUGGGAUUGUUAUAUAUUGGAUGACUAUUUAAUAAGUAUUUCUGAGGAUUCAACUUGUAGAGUUUGGAAAAAUACACUCUACACAAUUGAUAAUAAUGAUGGUGAUUAUGAAGACGAAAUCAACAACAAUGACAACAAUAAUAAUCAGGAUGUAAAUGAUGUUGAUUGCCUUGCAUGUUGGGAAGGUCAUGUUGGUAAAAAUAUUUGGAGCUUGGCAAUCAACCCAUCAAAUAAAAUUGUUGCAACAGGCGGUGGAGAUUCUGGUAUUAGAUUCUGGUCUUUGAUGUCAAUUACUAAUAAUAAAAUUGAUUCUGAGCAAGACUUGAUAAGAAUUUCUUUACCAAAUGUACAAACUUAUUCCACUUGUGAUGAAAAUGUAGAUCGAAAUCAUCAUCAAUCAAGAGAAUUCUUUCGUAAUUUUGUUUUAGUGAACUAUUAUACAAUUGUUAUAUCAACUAACCAUGGACAUUUAUUGAGGCAUGAUCAUGAGUUAAAUGAGUGGACAUCAUUGUUUCAUUCUGAAGACUUGCAAAAUUAUACCAUGAUGAAAGCCUCAAAUUGUGGCAGAGUUUUUUGUUGUGGCAGUAUUGAUGGCCAAGUAUUUGUAAUUAGUGUUAAUAAAGAAUUUAAGACAAUUAAAAGAAAAUUACACGAGUAUAAAGUUUUUGAAAUAUUUCUAGAAGAUACUAAUGAUUCCAAUGUCUUUUAUAUAAUUUCACAUGCUGUUCAUAAUGAUAUUAUCUUAUUAAAAUUGGAUUUAAAUCAAUCUAACAAUGAUCAAGAACCAAUAUUUAAAAUAAUGUAUAGACUAUCUGUUCCACCAAGAUUUCAACUUAAAUCACUAUCACUAUAUUAUCAUUACAAUUUAUUAAUAUGUGGAUCUAGAGAAAGCGGUCUUGCAAUUUAUAAUUUAACUUCUUCUGAGUCAUCAUCACUACAACGUUUAGAAGAUAAAAAAGAUGAUGAUGCAAAAAAUAUGACUUCUACUACAACAACAAUGGAACUAUCACCUAUAAUUUAUUUACGUAAAAUCCACGGAAAACAAGCUGUUACAUCAAUCGCAAUAAAGAUGGAAAAAGAUGGCUCUUAUAAUAAAUAUAGGUUAAGGGGCUUGGAUAUGUUUGGGAUUAAAUCUGAAAAUAUAAAUAGUCUUGAUGGAAAAGACAAUAGCGAAUAUGGGAUACCAAAGAAAAAAAGAAUCGGAAAUGGUGAAUUAUUAGUAAAGGAUAAUAAAUUGAUUAUAGAACAGGUAUAUAAGGCAAAAAUCACCAAAGGUUGGUUAGAAAAGGUUGUAUUUAUAGAUAAUGAAUUAUUCUUAUUAGGAUUUUACCGUAAAAGAUUCUUCGUCUAUAAUGAAUUUAAAAAAUUUGAGAUAUUUUCAGUAGCGUGUGGAGGAGCCCAUAGAAUAUGGCAUUUCAAAGCUAACGACAAAAAAAUGAAUAAAGCAAGUUUUAUGUUUAUAAGAAAAGAAAAUGUUUUUAUCUAUUCAAGAGAAAGAUUAACAACCAAUGAAGGAUUUAAUGAGUGUAAAUUACAAGAAGAUUUCCAUGGUAGAGAAUGUAGAAUUGUCAAAUUUUUACCAUCUCCUAUUAAAACGAAUUUUAUAAAAAACCAGGAAAUUUAUAAUGAUCCUAUAAUUUUUGCUACAGGAGCAGAAGACAGUUUAUUACGUUUAUAUCAAUACAUUCCAAAUGAAAAGGAUAAUAGAUUAAUAUGUUUAUGCAGCAUUAAGAAACAUAAAUCAGUUAUUCGAAGUUUAGAAUGGUCAUACGGUAACGAAAUUUUAUUAUUUUCUAGUGGUGCAAAUGAAGAAUUGAGAUGUUGGAAAGUGGAAAUAAGUCUUGCUAAAGUCCAAUUGACAAAUAAUCAAUGUAAAAUGCCCUUGGUAAAUAUUAAUUGCUUAGAAUGGUCAAGUUGCCCUAGUGUUAGUCAAAUUCCAGAGACAAGAAUAAUGGAUACAACUGUUUAUUCAAUCGCUCCAAACCAAGGUUUACAUUUGAUAAUAGUUGUAUAUUCAGAUUCUGUAUUAAGAAAAUUCACUCUAAUUGGUGAAGCAAACUUUCACUUUAAAUGCAGUAAUGAUUUGAUUAUCGUGAUUACUUCAGCAACUGAUGGAAGGAUUGCUAUUUGGGAAUUUUCCAAAAAGAUUUACAGUAAGAAUAAUAGUAAAACAACUUUUACUAAAACCACAAAAUCAAACCCUACAACAAAAUAUUCAAAAGAUAACGAUUUUCAAAAUAUUGAAGAUUUGGGUAAACCUAAUUAUUAUUACCAGGCUCAUCAAUCUGGAGUGAAUUGUUUUGAUUUUCAUCAAUUAUCAUCUUCAUCUUCAUCUCUAAAAAAUGACCAAAUUAUUCGAUAUAUGAUAGUUAGUGGUGGUGAUGAUAAUUCUAUUAUGGUUAAUCUGAAAUUUGACAAAGCACAUGCAUCAUCCAUUCAAGGUAUUUACAUUAUGAGCAAUACAAAAAUCCUUAGCACUUCUUUGGAUCAAAGGAGUGAAAAUUUUAUUUCUAUUGUUGGAAUUGGCUUGGAAAUUUUUAAAAUAAGAAAAUAA
Molecule: messenger RNA, 3393 nt
Organism: Entrophospora candida
Lineage: Eukaryota; Fungi; Glomeromycota; Glomeromycetes; Entrophosporales; Entrophosporaceae
Source: the annotation of a GenBank genome assembly